Molecule: messenger RNA, 1667 nt
Organism: Salvelinus namaycush (lake trout)
Lineage: Eukaryota; Metazoa; Chordata; Actinopteri; Salmoniformes; Salmonidae
Product: aminopeptidase N-like
Exons: 14
Coding region: 1-1623 (540 amino acids)
Biological process (GO): peptide catabolic process; proteolysis
Cellular component (GO): cytoplasm
Molecular function (GO): peptide binding; metalloaminopeptidase activity; zinc ion binding
Source: RefSeq, a predicted model, not a curated record
AUGUCUCCACAGACAGACCUGAUAGUGCUGAAGGAGGUGCAUGGAGCGAUGUCUGUUGACGCGCUGGCCUCCUCUCACCCUCUCUCUGCUAAAGAGGAAGACAUCAUGAGGCCUGCACAGAUCAGUGAACUGUUUGACACCAUCACCUACAGCAAGGGAGCAGCAGUUCUGAGGAUGCUGUCUGAGUUCUUGACAGAGCCGGUCUUCUCCCGAGGACUUAGUACGUAUCUGAAUACAUUCAAGUACAGCAACACAGUCUACCAGGACCUCUGGAAGCACCUGCAGAUGGUAAUACAUGAUCACUGGUUAGACCUCCCAGCCUCUGUAGAUGACAUCAUGAACCGUUGGAUCCUCCAGAUGGGCUUCCCAUUGGUUACCAUAGAUACGGCCACAGGAAGCAUCAACCAGAGACACUUCCUGCUGGACCCUGACUCUGUAGUGGACAGACCCUCUCCAUUCGAGUAUGAAUGGAUUGUUCCUAUAAAGUGGAUAAAGAACGGGAAAGAUCAGACUCCAUACUGGUUACAGACUAAAACAGCCACCCAUCUACCAAUGAAAACAUUGGGAUCUGAUUGGGUGUUGGCCAAUACCAAGGUGUCUGGAUUCUUCAGGGUCAACUAUGACAGUGGUAACUGGGAACGCCUCCUCAAGCAGCUCAGCACAGACCAUGAGGCUAUUCCAGUGAUCAACAGAGCCCAGAUUGUGGAUGAUGCUUUUAACCUGGCCAGGGCGAGGACAGUCAGCACCAUACUGGCUCUGAGAACCACCCUGUUCCUUCAGAGGGAGAGAGAGUACAUGCCCUGGCAAACGGCUAACAGCAACCUGGGCUACUUCUUCCUCAUGUUCGACCGCAGCGACGUCUACGGACCCAUGCAGGCUUACCUCAAUAAACAAGUCACGCCUCUUUUCAACCACUUCAAGACUAUCACUGCUGACUGGACCAAGAUUCCUGAGAAACACACUGACCAGUACAACCAGGUGAAUGCCAUCUCUAUAGCCUGCAGUACAGGAGUAGCAGGCUGUGAGGAGCUGACUACAGGCUGGUUCAAAGACUGGAUGAAUACACCUGAGAACAACAGGAUUCACCCCAACCUGAGGAAGACAGUGUACUGCAGGGCCAUCGCAGCAGGAGGGGUGGAGGAGUGGGACUUCGCCUGGAGGAUGUACAAAGAGGCUUCCAUUGCCUCUGAGGCUGACAAGCUGAUGUAUGCCCUGGCUUGCACCAGGGUCCCCUGGUUACUGAACAGGUAUCUGAACUACUGCCUGGAUCCAGAGAAGAUUCGUAAACAGGAUGCCACAUUCACCAUUGUGUACAUUGCUGGUAAUGUUGUGGGCCAGUCUCUGGCUUGGGACUUUGUCAGAACCAACUGGGACCACUUAUUUAAUGAUUACGGAGGGGGAUCGUUGUCCUUCGCACGGCUCAUUGAAGGCAUCACCAGGCGCUUCUCCUCAGAGUUUGAACUGAAACAGUUGCAGCAGUUCAUUGAGGAGAAUGCAGAGCAGGGUUUUGGUUCAGCCACACUAGCAGUGGACCAGGCCCUGGAGAGAACCAAAGCCAACAUCAAGUGGGUCGCAGAGAACAAGGGAGACGUCCUCACAUGGUUCACUGUUAAUUCAGCAUAAACUUAUUUGUGGACUGUUUGGAGUUUAAAUUCAUAUGUGGAGAA